Messenger RNA from Melitaea cinxia (Glanville fritillary), 1294 nucleotides. Its product is annotated as ribosome biogenesis regulatory protein homolog. Gene Ontology annotation, molecular function: protein binding. Bases 92 to 1153 code for a protein of 353 amino acids. Gene Ontology annotation, biological process: ribosome biogenesis; ribosomal large subunit export from nucleus; endonucleolytic cleavage in ITS1 to separate SSU-rRNA from 5.8S rRNA and LSU-rRNA from tricistronic rRNA transcript (SSU-rRNA, 5.8S rRNA, LSU-rRNA). Gene Ontology annotation, cellular component: nucleolus; preribosome, large subunit precursor; nucleus. The transcript is spliced from 5 exons. NCBI's taxonomy places the organism in Eukaryota, Metazoa, Arthropoda, Insecta, Lepidoptera, Nymphalidae. The record is from RefSeq and is a predicted model, not a curated record.
AGUUAUAAAUGUAACAUUGCUCGUGUAAUUUUAUAAAUAAAACCUGUUGUGAUUGUUUAACGUAAAAAAAUAAACAUUUAACUACGAAAGCAUGGAUAUUGUAAACGAGAUUUUAGAAAAGGAACAGAAGAAAGCUGAGAAGUAUAAACCUAUAACAGUCGAAAAACAUUUAGAGCUAGAAUUUGACGUCGGCACUCUACUGGCGUCGGACACAAAUGAUCUCGACAUAUCAUCAUUAAAGUCAGACAGUCGGCGAGAUGAGUAUUUGAAUUCUCUGGCGCGUGAUAACACACAGUUAUUACUCAACAAGAUAUGGGAACUUCCAACAGAGAGAAUCGAUGAGGCCAUUGUGGUAAAAUUGCCAAAUCCUACAACAGUGCUGCCUCGUUCUAAACCAGUGCCUAAACCAAAACCUUUGACCAAAUGGCAAGAGUUUGCUAAAGCCAAGGGUAUAACUAAGAAUAAGAAAGACAAACUUAAGUGGGAUGAUCAGCUACAGAAAUGGGUACCACUCUAUGGUUUCAGAAAAGCAGCUGCUGAGAAGGAGAAAGACUGGUUGAUUGAAGUUCCUCAGCACGUUGAUCCGAUGACAGACAUGUAUGAAAAGAAAGCAAGUGAGAAAUCAGAGAAGGUGGCCAAAAAUGAAUUGCAAAGACUUAAGAAUAUUGCCCGGGCAAAGAAAGUCAAUAUUCCUAGGGUCGGAUUACCUGUUACGUCUGAUAAAGCUAAUGCUACACAGUUAUCAACUGCAGCAGUUGUAGCUAAGGCUUCAACGGCAUCACUUGGUAAAUUCCAAGACAAGUUGCCAAAAGAAAAAGAGGCCAGAGGCAAAGGUGUACAUGAAUUGAUUCCCGGCAAGGAUAGGAAACGUAAAGCACCAAUACCAACCCCUCAAGUUGAGAAACAAAAUAACCUUAAUCUCAUAGACAAGAUUCUAAAUAAGAGACCUAAGAUUGAUAUGGAGAAAGCAGUUUCAAAACACAUAAAUGAACAACAGAUACAGAGAUCUGAGGAAAAGAAAAAUAUGAAUCCAGCUAAAGGUAAACGUAAAGGGAAGGGUGGCAAUGCCACUAACUUCUCAAACAAGAAACCUAAAGCUGGCAAAGGUCAACGGAAUCCAAGCAAAAAGAACCCUGGUCGGAAACGAAGAUAGUUUCUUUAAUUAUAGAUACAUAUUAAGUGUUGUAUUAAUUUGAGGAUAAACCAAGCUAUAAUUAUUUGUCAUUUAGUGUUGUGUUAAAUGCUCUUACAUGUGUAUUUAAAUAUGAAUAAUAAAGGUUAUAUACUGCAAGUA